Molecule: messenger RNA, 1472 nt
Organism: Daucus carota subsp. sativus
Lineage: Eukaryota; Viridiplantae; Streptophyta; Magnoliopsida; Apiales; Apiaceae
Product: 1-aminocyclopropane-1-carboxylate oxidase homolog 1-like
Exons: 3
Coding region: 135-1313 (392 amino acids)
Source: RefSeq, a predicted model, not a curated record
AAGUAUGUAUGAGAGUAAUGAUAUAGUCAGUGUAGUUGGUUGAUAUUAUUAAGUGUCUGUGUCAUCUUGAGCUAGUCAACAAAAUUGGCAAGUUGCAGCAUGUAAUUGUUUCAUUGAAUUAUUGGCCCUUGUAUAUGUGGCCAAGAUUAUUAGAGCAAUCACAAUUUAUAACACAGAUAACACACAAGAAGAUGGUCACUAGUAGUACCAUGGAAACAGCAGUACCAUUAAUCACAUCUUAUUCCAACCGCCGCAGAGAACUACAAGCUUUUGAUGACACCAAAGCCGGGGUGAAAGGACUUGUAGAUGCUGGCAUUCAGAAGGUUCCUAAUAUAUUCAUUCAUCCACCUGAUGCAUUUGGCAAGAACUCAAGUGACAAGUGUAAGGAAUUUAGCAUUCCUACCAUCGAUUUUGAGUGCCUUGACAAAGAUCCCACGAGUCGUCAAGACAUAGUGGAAAAGGUGCGGUGUGCAUCAGAGACAUUUGGUUUUUUUCAAGUUGUCAACCAUGGGAUUCCAGUGAGUGUCUUAGAAGAGGCGCUUCAUGGAGUUCAUAGGUUCUUUGAUCAAGACAGUGAGGUGAAGAAACAGUUAUACACGCGCGAUUAUACAAAAAAAUUAGUGUAUAAUACCAAUUAUGAUCUCUUUAGUUCACCAGCAGCAAAUUGGAGGGACACAUUUUCCAGUUUUAUGGCCCCUUCCCCUCCUCAACCAGAGGAAUUGCCAGCAGCAUGCAGAGAUAUAAUGAUGGAGUAUUCAAAACAAGUAAUGAAACUGGGGAUUACAUUAUUUGAAUUACUAUCGAAGGCUCUGGGACUGGACCCUAAUUACCUACAAGAUAUGGAAUGUGCCAAGGGGCUUAUAUUUAUUGGUCAUUGCUAUCCCGCGUGUCCACAGCCAGAACUCACAUUAGGCGCCACCAAACACACUGAUGAUGGUUUCCUUACCGUCCUUCUGCAAGAUCAGAUAGGUGCCCUCCAAUUUCUUCACGAAGAUCAUUGGAUUGAUGUUCCGCCAUUGCCAGGGGCGCUUAUAGUUAACAUUGCAGAUCUUUUGCAGCUUAUAACUAAUGAUCGCUUCAAAAGCGUGGAGCACAGAGUAGUGGCGAAUCAUAUUGGCCCAAGAGUAUCAGUAGCAUGCUUCUUUAGCACUUCUGUAAUGCCAUCUACAAAGUUAUAUGGACCCAUCAAAGAGUUGGUUUCAGAAGAUAAUCCUCCCAAGUACAGAGAAACAACAGUUCAGGAGUAUGUGUCACACUCCUUCUCAAAAGGGCUUGACGGUGAAUCUCGAUUGCAGCAUUUUAGGCUGAUAUGAAAAUAAUUAAUGUAUCAUCUGUUUGGCAUCAAAAUCAACAAGUUGAUUAGUUGUUAUAGCCAUAUGUUUGCAAGAUCACUGGACUAAGAGUUCUUCAUCAUAAACAGUGAGUUGAUGUUCCUAUUUCUCUUCUAGAAAACUUGAGGAUCUUUCUCCGAA